Elaeis guineensis (African oil palm) is the source of this 1212-nucleotide messenger RNA. RefSeq names its product F-box/LRR-repeat protein At3g48880. Gene Ontology annotation, molecular function: protein binding. The record is from RefSeq and is a predicted model, not a curated record. Lineage: Eukaryota; Viridiplantae; Streptophyta; Magnoliopsida; Arecales; Arecaceae.
UGUGACCUCAUAGCCCACUUCCGACGUGCAACCACCCCGAGAUUCGUGCAACGCCAAUCUCAAGAAUCCACCUGUACCUCUCACUUCCCUAUCAAAGCCAGCCAGUUUUCCUUGGUGGUGCAGCUAACCCCACCGAUCCUCCCCUGUUUGUAUAAAUGGCCCAAUAGACCUUGUGUUAUCCUCAGGUCCAAAGUCCACACAAGGGAGGAUUCUGAGAGCCGGCUAUGAAGAAUAAGAAGGGAUGGGAGGAGAUGGACAUGGAUUGCCUGGUUAACAUCUUCCAAAGGCUCGGCCUCGAGGACCUGACCAUCGGCGUGCCCUUCGUGUGCAAGUCCUGGCAUCAAGCCUCCCUCGAUCCCCUCUGCUGGAGAGUGCUCGACUUGGAGCCAUUGGAUUUCAUGCCCUGGAGCAAAUUCACAAAGAGAUUCAUGAUGCACUACUCUGUGCACCAUUUUUCCUUCACUGGCUUCAUGAGACUGGUCGCCAUGCGGAGCCAUGGAUCGGCCAUCGAGCUCCGAUUCCCUCUGCUCUUCGGUGCAUCGAUGCAUGACUUGUUCUAUGCUUCAUCCGAAUGUCCAGGGCUAAAGAAGGUUGUCAUGCCAAACUUGUUGUUGGAAGAUGAGGUGCACAUUCCUGAGCUCGUAGCGAAAUGGAAGGAGCUCGAAUUGCUCGAGAUCCAAUCGAAGCCAGCUUCGUUCUUGGAGAUGGUCGCACAAAUCAGUCUUAACUGCGAGAAUUUUGUCGGCCUGAGGAUGCUUGGGUCCAUCAAGAAGGAUGAUGCAUUAGCUAUUGUCAGGCUCCUUCCAAAGGUGAAGUACUUGUGUUUUGACAAGUCUUACCUGCCCAAGGAGCAGUUGUUGAUGCUUAUGGAUGGAUGUAAAGAAUUGGAGAGAUUCAGUGUCAAGGAUUGUAUUGGUUUUGAGGCUGAUGAGGAGGUUAUGAAGAAGGGUUUGGGGAUCAAAUUUUUUGAGUGCGAGGGUUCUAAGCUAUUUGAUGAUUCUGGUUAUGACACUGAUGAGUGUGAUCCACUCUAUGUACAUGUUAUAUGAUGAUGGUUGUAGCUUCAAAGUUUGGGAUGUUUUUGUGGUCCAAUUACUUAGUGAUGAAUUAGAGUAGUUUAGGAGCAUUUCUUCCUGGCUCUUCUUUUCUAGUGAAAAGUGUUGUUAUUAUCAAUGAGAUGAGCAGGAAUGGAAAGUUAUGCAUUGAGAUGAA